Molecule: messenger RNA, 270 nt
Organism: Rotaria sordida
Lineage: Eukaryota; Metazoa; Rotifera; Eurotatoria; Philodinida; Philodinidae
Source: the annotation of a GenBank genome assembly
AUGGAUGCUAUUAUGAAACAACUUAUCCAAAUCAAAAAUUACAUUGAACUAGCUUGUAUGUGUAGUGAAAAUGGUGAAAAUGGACUUGCUCGUCUAUAUUAUAUGAAUGCUGAUAUAUUAAUUCAAAAACUUUCGGUGGAUCUAAACAAGUCAUCAAUUACAAAUCAAAAUAUUCAUCAAACAAUGCCAAACUCAGCAGUAGUUGUUAUUUUUCGAACAUAUCCACAAUUAAAUGGUCGAACAACAUCAAUAUCUUCAAUUAUUAAUUAA